CCUGCUUCGACCAAGCAGUUAGAUAGGAGUAGCAUCAUGGCGAGCUAUCCAAGGCUUUCGGCCUCAGGGUAGAAAGGCAUAUCAAGUUUAUCCGACGCGAUCCUGGAGAGUGGACCAGCGUCGAGGAUGGGGAUUUCCCUGUACCCUAGCCAUCUCAACACGCCGAAAAGAUUCCCGCAGUCACUCUUAAUGCUCCUGCUCAUGUACUUGACAAACUUAAGGGCAUCACCGCCGUCGCAUAGGACGAUGAUUAUCUUGUUCUAUGCAGCGACUUCAAAGAACAGAUAUUAUCUUGACAUUGUCGUUGCCCCCCUGACUUUUCGCCGACCAUGUAGACAUCCUAGCCACCUACAUCUUCGUUCCCCUCGGUGCUCCUUUACGUAACGGUCUCGGUCGCUGUGACUGGCUUAAUAGUGAAACCGUCGCUCUCGAGUUCAACUAUAGCUUCUAGAGCUAGAGAGACUCGCACUUUGUCAUUGACCUGGUCGUCACAAACUAA
Messenger RNA from Ilyonectria robusta, 499 nucleotides. RefSeq lists its product as uncharacterized. NCBI's taxonomy places the organism in Eukaryota, Fungi, Ascomycota, Sordariomycetes, Hypocreales, Nectriaceae. The transcript has a single exon. The record is from RefSeq and is a predicted model, not a curated record. Bases 127 to 384 code for a protein of 85 amino acids.